AUGGUGGGUCUCGUGGGUGUAGCUACAGUCGUGUGCAUGCAUGAGAAGAGGUCCAUAAUCCCCCUCCACAAUCAGCUAUGCAUGGCGACAAUAAUCUCUGCGUGGCGCAUGGUAGGAGCCAAAAAACAGCUCCACGACAACCUCUGCAUGGCCAUCUCAGGCGGCGAUGUGGUUGGAUCUUCACCGGCGGCCAUCAACUUCAGUGUGACCUUGUCCCACCAACAGCUUGCUUGGUAUCUUGUCGGAGGAACACCCAGGCUGUAUCUUAGGGGCAUCGUCAAGUUCGCCGUCAGCUUGUCCUACAAAGAGCUUCGUUCAUAUCUUCUCCCACAGGUAUGGUUCAUAUGUUGUUUUCCAUGGUUGCAACCUCGAAACCGAUUCUACUCGGUGUUGUACUCCAUGCAUGGUUGA
Sphenostylis stenocarpa is the source of this 411-nucleotide messenger RNA. Lineage: Eukaryota; Viridiplantae; Streptophyta; Magnoliopsida; Fabales; Fabaceae. The record is from the annotation of a GenBank genome assembly.